Molecule: messenger RNA, 1887 nt
Organism: Anguilla anguilla (European eel)
Lineage: Eukaryota; Metazoa; Chordata; Actinopteri; Anguilliformes; Anguillidae
Product: tumor necrosis factor receptor superfamily member 16-like
Exons: 6
Coding region: 418-1725 (435 amino acids)
Biological process (GO): Rho protein signal transduction
Cellular component (GO): plasma membrane; cell surface
Molecular function (GO): death receptor activity; nerve growth factor binding; coreceptor activity
Source: RefSeq, a predicted model, not a curated record
GGAGGGGAGGAGUGACUCACAAGUCACUAGCACAAGCAGCGAGUAAAAUCUGUUCAAUGACUCACAGUCAAACUGUGCAAGCCCGUCCACUCCGCAGUGCUCUCUGGAUAGUACUCAGCACAGUUCAUUUAGACAGCGACAGCAGCUACCUGUCCACCACCGCGCAUCGUUCGCAAAAAGGUCCCGAAAACUGCGACUGGAGCGCGUGGACUAAAUUGUCUUUGCUGCGGAGACUGUAGGACACAAUUACAACUAUAACUCAUGAAGAAAUGAAGAAACGCACGAGGAUAAAUUAAUUGAUAUGAUAACACACUAACAAUGCAGAAUAUUUUUUCCCGAUACAUGACUAAUUCUUUUUUAAAUAUUCAAUACUUACUCGUCUGUAUUUCUUUUCCAAAACACAAAUAAAAACGCAGGAUGAGAACCCUGAUGUUAAUGGUUUUACUUGGAGCGAUGGAGGUCCUGGCGGCUCAGAGCGACUGUGAGUCGGGCCAGCACACCAGCGACGGGGAGUGCUGCUUGCAGUGCCAGCCUGGAGAGGGCGUGGUCCAGAAGUGCGGAGCCAAGCAGACGGUCUGCGCCCAGUGCCUGGACAGCGAGACGUUCUCCGAGAACUACAGCCACACGGAGGUGUGCCAGCCCUGCACGCAGUGCACGGGCCUCUUCCGCAUGCUGACGCCCUGCACGGACUCCAACGACGCCGUGUGUGUGUGCGACUACGGCUACUACCUGAGCAGCCUGACGGGGCACUGCCGGGCCUGCACGGCCUGCCCGCUGGGCCACGGGGUGGUGGAGGGCUGCGCCGGGGAGCACGACACCGUCUGCGACGAGUGCCUGGACGACACCUACUCGGACCAGGAGAGCUCGCUCGACCCCUGCCUGCCCUGCAGCAUCUGCGAGGAGGGCGUGGAGCUGGAGAUGCGGCCCUGCUCGCCCAUCAACGACGCCAUCUGCCGCGACCCAACCCUUCCUUCAGCCUCCCCUUCUCCCUCCGACUCCCCGUUCCCCUUCACGGAAGGUUCCAGGCCCGAGUUCGCCCACAGCCCCGCCCCUACGGAGAGCGGCACCACGGCCAGCUCCACCAAGGUGCUCACCCACGGCUUCAACGAGAACCUCAUCCCCAUCUACUGCUCCAUCCUGGCCGCCGUGGUGGUGGGGCUGCUGGCCUACAUCAUUUUUAAGAGGUGGAACAGCUGCAAGCAGAACAAGCAGGCUGCCAACAACCGCACGGUGAACCAGACGCCGUCGCCCGAAGGGGAGAAGCUGCACAGCGACAGCGGCAUCUCCGUGGACAGCCAGAGCCUGCAGGAGCAGCAGCAACAGCAGCAGCAGCAGCAGCAGCAGGGCCAGCAGACACAGGCGCAGGCUCCUGCGCAGACAGUGGUGAGGAUGGACGGGGGCCCCAGCUCGACUCUGCCCCCGCACAAGUGCGAGGAGGUGGAGCGGCUGCUGAACGGAGGGGGCGGGGCGGUGGAGCAGGAGGAGGGCCGGAGUUGGUGCAGCCUGGCGGGGCUGCUGGGCUACGAGGAGGAGCACAUCGCCUCCUUCCAGCAGGAGGAGCACCCCGUGAGGGCGCUGCUCUCCGACUGGGCGAGCAAGGACUGCGCCAGCGUGGACGCGCUCUGCACCGCCCUGCGCAAGAUCAACCGCGACGACAUCGCCCGCAGCCUCGCCCCCCUCCAGCCCCAGCCCCACGGCGACCCCACCGCCACCUCCGCCGUCUGACGUCCCUAAGCCCCGCCCCUGACCCCGCCCCGAACCACACUUAUAACCCCGUCCCUCCACUACAGCCUCCACUGUGCGACGCCUCGGAGUGGCGAGUCGAGUUUGUUCUCAAAAUGGAGGACUGGCUCCUCCUGAAGGACUAUGAAGAGGACCCCUGCCUGC